AUGGCCGGUUUUCUUUGGAACCUUGCGACUAAGCAGGCUCCUGGUAGUAUAAGGUCGCUUAUUGCCACCAGAAACGCCGCUCAAAUCCCAUCCAUCCAUUCUGUUCCUCAUGUGAGAACCGCUUCUCCAAAAAUCAACCACUGUUUGGAAUCAGCCAACGAAAGAAAAGUCCUUUUGGCCAGACCCGGUGUUCUAGGUAUAAAAAGAGGUAUGAUUUCCUGGUUCACGAAAACUGGUAUGCAAUAUGCUGCUACCGUGCUUGAAGUCGACUCGUGCGAGGUGAUUUCCAAUAAGACUCACAGCAAAGACGGCUACUCAUCUGUGCUUCUAGGCCAAAAGGAUAAGACCAAGAACGUCACCAACCACGAGGUCAAGAUCUGUAACGAAGCUGGUGUCACCACCAAGGCCAACUAUGGUGAGUUCAGAGUAAGAAACGAUGAGUGCCUCAUCGAGCCAGGCGUGGAGCUCACAGCUGACUAUUUCGCUGUGGGCCAGCUUGUGGACGUCAAGUCGACCACAAAGGGUAAAGGUUUUGCUGGUGUGAUGAAGAGACACGGAUUCAAGGGUCUUUCAGCUACUCACGGUGUGUCUUUGGCGCAUAGAUCUGCUGGUUCCAUGGGUCCUACUCAAGAUCCCGGCCGUAUCUUGCCAGGCAAGAAGAUGGCAGGUCGUAUGGGUGGAAAGAGCUGUGUUUCCAUGAACCUCGAAGUUUUGCAUGCUGACGGCGACAACGGUGUCUUGGUCGUCAAGGGACAAGUGCCCGGCGGUAACGGCUCCUACGUGAAAAUAGCCGAUUCCAAGAAGUUGUACGGUCAGUCGUUGAUUCGUUUGAGACAGAAGGAGAGCGAGUAA
Messenger RNA from Candidozyma haemuli, 852 nucleotides. RefSeq names its product mitochondrial 54S ribosomal protein uL3m. Gene Ontology annotation, biological process: translation. Gene Ontology annotation, cellular component: mitochondrial large ribosomal subunit; ribosome. Gene Ontology annotation, molecular function: structural constituent of ribosome. Lineage: Eukaryota; Fungi; Ascomycota; Pichiomycetes; Serinales; Metschnikowiaceae. The transcript has a single exon. Bases 1 to 852 code for a protein of 283 amino acids. The record is from RefSeq and is a predicted model, not a curated record.